Messenger RNA from Exophiala spinifera, 1755 nucleotides. RefSeq lists its product as uncharacterized. NCBI's taxonomy places the organism in Eukaryota, Fungi, Ascomycota, Eurotiomycetes, Chaetothyriales, Herpotrichiellaceae. Gene Ontology annotation, cellular component: nucleus; cytosol. The record is from RefSeq and is a predicted model, not a curated record. Bases 1 to 1755 code for a protein of 584 amino acids. Gene Ontology annotation, molecular function: cysteine-type endopeptidase activity; cysteine-type deubiquitinase activity. The transcript has a single exon. Gene Ontology annotation, biological process: protein deubiquitination.
AUGCCUGACAAGCCUGCAACGGUCGUCGCCUACGCGGCGGGUGCUUCACUUGCUGCCAUUGCUGCCUUCUAUGUCUUUGGUCCGACCUUCUUUAUCGAUGGCGAGAACUCUUACCAUACCAACGACGGGCGCAAACGGACCAUCAUCGGCCUGUCGAACCCGGCGAACGAUUGUUUCAUCAAUUCAGUGCUACAGGCCCUAGCCGGCCUAGGUGACCUGCGAUUAUACCUAAUCAAAGAGCUACAUCGGAGACAGCUCGAUGGCCCAGAGAUCUACGAGUCGCCGCCCUCUCUCCUGCGAAAGGGUGAGAAAGCAGAUAAAGUGGUCAAUUUGCAAAAGGGCCCGAUCACCAAGGCCCUGAAGGAGAUGCUGGAUGCGCUAAACGAGCGCCCAAUAUACAAGAAGACAAUAACGGCGCGGCCCAUAAUAGAAGCCUUAGAAAGAGCCUUUCAGACUAGGAUCAGUCGGAAUCAGCAAGAUGCACAAGAGUUUCUGCAAAUUGUGCUCGAGCGGCUUUGUGAUGAAUAUCACGCAGCGCAACGGGCGCGUUUGAGAUUUGCGAAUCCCGAACAAGGUGAAAUCGGCGAGCCUCUGGAGCGAAAGACAACAGGCCUUGCACCGGCACUUUCUGAAGUUUCCGUCGGCACGAACGAGGGAUUCCCAUUUGAAGGGCGAAUGGAAUCCCAGAUCCAGUGCAUGCGCUGUGGCUUCAGGACGAAACCCAGCGUGACUACCUUCGUUUCUUUGACACUGAAUGUCCCGAUGAAAAGUACCACUUCUCUCGAUAAUUGCUUCGACGGCCUUCUUAAAAGCGAGGAAAUUGACGACUUCAAAUGCGACAAAUGUCGGCUACAACAUGCAUUGGAAUGGAAAAACAAUAAAAUAAAAUCGGCAGCGACUGAAAACGAGCGAAUAGACCUGGAGAAAGACGUGGAGAGGAUCCAGCGGGCUCUCGAUGAAGAUCCCGAGGAAGCUCCUGAAGGAAUCACGCUCCCGGAUUCGAGUCUCGCUCCUAAAUGUAAGAUUAAGAAGUCAACUCGCAUCACCAUGUUUCCAAAGGUCAUCGCAAUCCACUUGUCAAGAUCGAUGUUUGACCGUGAGAGCUAUUCGACCAAGAACAUGGCUAAAGUCUCAUAUACCCAACGACUGCGCCUGGGCGGGCUUCUGAAUGAGAAAUGGUACAAGUUACUGGGGGUUGUUUGCCACAAGGGAAGCCAUCACAGUGGACACUACGAAUCCUUCCGGCGCAAUCAUCUUUAUCCUCCUUUUUCUACCCCGGAUGCAUUCAGCGCCUAUGCAACCCGGAACCCCAGUACUGUUUCUUCCGCGACGCCGAGUCCAAACAUCAAGGCUCUUCAUCUUCAACCCAACGGCGCGAACACGGCGGCCGGCCCCUCGGAGACGCCAUCCGGCUCAUCCUCGACUGCCUCAUUACUGGCGAGUAACCGUAGGUCCAUAUCAACAAAAGCGGAAGUAACGGGCGAUUCUACCUCGACGAAGUCGGUGAACGAUGACGCACAGGCAGAGACGUCGCCCUUGCAGAGGACCGAAACUCAAGCCUCCAAACCUCAAAUCAGAACGCAAGAAGCGGCUACAAGCAAGUUUCGCCGACGCAAGAAGUCCAAUGAUCGCUGGUGGCGUAUCUCUGAUGAUAAGGUCAAAGAGGCACGGACAUCGGACGUACUGUCUAUGCAACGCGAGGUGUAUCUGCUCUUCUACGAACUCGAGAGGCCAGGGGACGAUGCGACAUCCUGA